AUGGCAAAGCAGUUGUCGCAGCCACAGCCAUUAAAUUUGGAACUGGCAGCAUCUCAUAGCGACCAACAUGGCACCAAAUGCGAGGAUGGGUUUCCCGCAAUUCUGCAAGGCAAGAGACUCCUGCUCGCGACGGAGUCCCUUGGUCCGGUCAACGGUGUGAGUCGCACCACUCUCAGCCUCGUCGAGUACCUGCGACGCAAUGGUGUUCAACUCGCGAUUGUUGCUCCUCAUUCCAAGGAAACAAGACUGCGACCCAAGGACAGCAAUAUCCCGGAGCUGCGACUUCCUGGGUACCCACUCCCUUACAACCCUGACUUGACAGUUGUCUAUCCCUUUCAGCUCGAAGAUGUUUACAAGCGCACCUUCAAACCUGACAUCGUGUACCUGGCCAGUCCGGCAUCUACUGGAUUCCAGUUCUUGCUUCAAAUCCGACAGCUUCAGGACCCUCCUGUUGUGUUAUUGAAUUUUCAGACAGACCUCUCGGCAUACAGCGAGAUUCUUUUCCCUGGCCCCGUUGCACGAUUUUCUGUCUGGUUACUGGGAGUGGUACAAGGCUUUCUUUUCAGCCACCGCAGCGUCCAUACAAUCUUUUAUCCUUCGUCAGGUAUUCGCCGAUAUCUCCUCAAAGCAGGUGCUCCCAGUAGUAGGCUGGUGCAGCUUGGACGUGGAGUAGACACUGCCCUGUUCCAUCCUUCUCGGCGUGAUGAGUCAUAUCGCAAGGAGCUUGCUCCCAACGGAGAAUUGAUCCUUGUCUGCGUUUGCCGGUUGGCGCCGGAAAAGGGGUUUGAGUUUUUGGCGCAAGUCGCCUCCAAGUUGAUGGAACAGGACUUUCCUUUCAAACUGGUCAUUGUGGGUGGCAACCUCAAUCCCGCCGUUGAGAACGACGUUCGUCAGCUGUUCAAUUCGACCAAGGAGCAUGUUGUGUUCACUGGACUCUUAACAGGCACCAGCCUCGCCCGUGCCUACGCUUCUGCCGAUGUCUUUCUUCAUUGCUCCAUUACGGAGACCUUUGGAUUGGUAGUCCUCGAAGGCAUGGCGAGUGGCGUGCCUGUAAUCGCACGGGACGAAGGAGGCCCGUCCGAUAUUGUUCAGCAUGCAAAGACGGGUUAUCUAGUCGCCCCUCACGAUCUGGACACAUUCGUUGAACGGGUUCGAGGAUUUUCUGACGCAACUCUUCUGGCGAGCAUGGCAGAAAACGCCAGGGAGUUCGCCCUUGAAACAACCUGGGAUAAGAUCAACAGAAGGGUCGCUUGGCAACUUGCUGAAGGGUUGCAGGAGCAUUUGCGAAUUCAACAACGGAAAAGGCCCAUUCGGAAUUGGUUGGUUAAUCGAUACUAUGACUUCAAGUCAGAGGUAGUGGUACCCUGGGUGGUAGCUUUUCGACUCCAUAUCGCUAUCAUGCUGGUGUACAUUGUUUGGAUGAUGGCUGCGGCCGUUUUGUUGCUUUAUGGAAACAAGCUGAUUCCCAAAAAUUGGCAUUUCCUGCAGAACAUGCCUGUGGUGAUACGACAAGGGUUCCGUCGAUGUUCAAAACAAGGAUUACGAGAAUUGUUGCAACAGCUCUCGAUAUGAGGAUUAUGGGCAUUCAAGCCGCAAAUGGGUCACGAAACUGCGGUGCGCUUGAAACCCCAUGGCGGGCGGUGUAACAUCACCGAACACGAUCAGAAGACCCAAAGUCUACGAGCAACGAGCUCUUUUCACUCGCAAGAGUGUUCAGACUGUCCACACGCACCUCACUGACCAAAAGCGAUCACAG
Exophiala oligosperma is the source of this 1756-nucleotide messenger RNA. RefSeq lists its product as uncharacterized. The transcript has a single exon. Bases 1 to 1572 code for a protein of 523 amino acids. Gene Ontology annotation, molecular function: glycosyltransferase activity. NCBI's taxonomy places the organism in Eukaryota, Fungi, Ascomycota, Eurotiomycetes, Chaetothyriales, Herpotrichiellaceae. The record is from RefSeq and is a predicted model, not a curated record.